AUGACUGUGUGGAACGAGCGCGUUGUGGUCGACUAUCAGCAAUUCUUGGAGACGCAUCCCUACAGAGCGCAAUCCCUCGAAAAGUUUGCUAAGACAUCACGACCGCGACGGCCCGAGUCUGACUCGGAUUCGAACUCAGGCUCGGACUCGGACUCAGACUCGGAUUCGGAUUCGGAUUUGGAUUCAGAUACUGGUUCAGAUGCAGACUUAGAUACUACGCCGGACGCGACGAGCAACUCAAGUAUCACCGAUGCAGGUGAGAAGAACGCUUUCAACGCCCUGCUCAAAAAGAUCCCAAAAGAACGCGGUAUCAGAGAGUUGAAAGACCUCCUUCUUCUCAGUUCGCCCCGCGUGCCAGCAUACGGGUUGAAGUCGAAACGGUGGGGUUGGGUAUUGAUUGAAAAUCUCUCGCCUGUCUACAAAAAUGACACUGCCUUCGACUCAUUACAGAUUGAUCCAGGAAUGAAGUCUCUGGUAAGAUCACUCGUCACAGGUCAUCAAAACGGCGGGACGGCGAACGACUUCGAUGAUGUGGUCACAAACAAGGGCAAGGGCCUUGUGAUAAUGCUGCAUGGAAAUCCUGGCAUCGGGAAGACUCUGACAGCAGAAAGCGUUGCGGAACUGACCGCCUCGCCGCUAUACAGCGUGUCAGGCGGCGAACUUAGCGUUGAUGUCAAGGCAGUGGAGGACACAGUGACAUCCGUAUUCAAACUGGGCAAGCGAUGGAAGGCCAUCAUCUUGCUUGAUGAGGCAGACGUGGUCAUGUCGAGAAGAAGCUCCUCGGAGCUCGAGAGAAAUGCCAUAGUAGCUGGUAAGAGUUUCCCGCUUGCCUGCCUCAACGUCACUAACAUCAAGGCUCCGACAGUAUGGCUGAGGAAACUAGAAUAUUUUGAGGGUAUUCUCUUCCUGACAACGAACCGAAAGGACCAGUUAGAUGCAGUGUUUCAAAGUCGAAUACAUCUUACCAUUGGGCUGCCUGAUCUGAGCCCUGAGCAACGGCAGGGCAUCUGGGAGUCCUUUGUGACUUUCAACAACAGCGUGGCAGACGCGAAUAAGUGGAAACCUGAGAUAUAUAAAGUGCUGGGGGCCCUAGCUGUCAACGGGCGAUUGAUUAAGAACCUACUCAGAACGGCCACCUACCAUGCCAGAUCCACCGCGCCAGACAAUCUGAUGGCGCCGAACCAUCUCUAUGACGUGCUCAAGGUGGAACUGGCGGAGGAGGCGAACAUUGAAGAGGUGUUGGCUGGGUUGAGGGCAUUGAUCAAGCAGCCUGAGUCGAGAGUUGAACUGGGAGAUGGGACACCCAAUUAG
Thyridium curvatum is the source of this 1311-nucleotide messenger RNA. RefSeq lists its product as uncharacterized. The coding region runs from base 1 to 1311 and encodes 436 amino acids. The record is from RefSeq and is a predicted model, not a curated record. NCBI's taxonomy places the organism in Eukaryota, Fungi, Ascomycota, Sordariomycetes, Thyridiales, Thyridiaceae. The transcript has 5 exons. Gene Ontology annotation, molecular function: ATP hydrolysis activity; ATP binding.